UCAUUUCUGGGUUUUCUCUCUCUCUUUUGCAUCUUGGACACCACUCGUGGGAAGCAAAGGGUGUGCUUGAUUUCCUUCUUCAUUCAAAAAGGCUGCCCUCACCAUGCUGGCUGCAAGUGGGACCCGCAUCCGCGUUCAGUUUGGGCGGCUCCUGGCGGAAGCGGGGCAGCUCAGUGCUCCUGUGCGCAGGCCUCUAGGACCGGGGCUCCUGGGCUCCACAGCAUUGUCCUGCACGGAUCAGAACAGAAGCUCGGGGGCAACGGGCUCAACUGAGAAGCUGUACAAAGUGCCUGGCGGACACAAACCCUCAACAUUUGACAAGAAAAUCCUCCUGUGGACUGGGCGCUUCAGAAAGGAAGAUGAAAUUCCUUCAAGGAUCCCGCCCGAGAUGCUGGAUGCUGCAAGGAACAAAGCCCGAGUAAAGGCCUGUUACAUUAUGAUUGCCCUGACAAUCGUGGCUUGCUUUGCUGUGAUUGCCUCUGCUAAAAGGCUGUUCCUUUCACUGUACCACCAUGAAGUGGAUGCUCUACUUUUGCAGGCUGUUGAACGCCAUGAAUCCCUCACAAGCUGGAACUUAGCAAAAAAAGCCAAGUGGCGUGAAGAGGCUGCAACAAGAGCAGAGGAAAAGGCAAAAUAAAAGUCAUCUGCUCUUGAAACCGGAGCUGUGCUGGGAACGAAGAAAACACACCAAAUUGGCAAGUGUUAGCAAAAGUUAUAUCCUCCAGGGAAAACGCUGAAGUUGAACACAACUUACUGUAAUACUAACAACUUUCAUUUCCACUUGUGUAACAAAUACUGGGCGAGAGAUAAUUAUUAUUUUUCUGCCACAAGUGUAUAAAUAAAUCAAGUUCAGUUGAAAGUUUGCUCUGAAAGGCUUCAUCUGCUAUUUUGCUUCUAUUUGAACUUUUAAAGUCUGUGUAGCUAAAACUGAAAACACAGAAUUCCAUCAACCAUAACAGUGGCUUUCUGACUAAAAUUCAUUACUCAACAAAAUUUGUCCUGAUGGAAAGUGCUGUCGUCUUUCUUUGUC
Messenger RNA from Zootoca vivipara (common lizard), 1030 nucleotides. RefSeq names its product family with sequence similarity 162 member B (gene FAM162B). The record is from RefSeq and is a predicted model, not a curated record. NCBI's taxonomy places the organism in Eukaryota, Metazoa, Chordata, Lepidosauria, Squamata, Lacertidae.